AUGUCAAACAUCACAGAAAUAUUUCUCCAAAGCCUCCCCCUCCCAUAUCCCUCCUACCCGUUCGACGACAAGACCGUCAUCGUCACCGGCUCCAACACUGGCCUCGGCCGCGAAGCCGCCCGCCACUUUGUCCGCCUCGGCGCCGCCCGCGUCAUCCUCGCCGUGCGCAACCUCGAAAAAGGCGAAUCCGCCAAGUCCUUCAUCGUCUCCACCACCGACUGCAACCCCGCCGCCAUCGAGGUCUGGAAACUCGACAUGAGCUCCUUCGCGGGCACGAACGAGUUCAUCGAGCGGGCGCUAGCGCUCCCGAAACUAGACGUCGUGGUGCUGAAUGCGGCCAUCGCAACCAAUGGUUGGCGAGUGACGGAGGACGGGUGGGAGUCGACGCUGCAGGUGAAUGUGCUUUCGACGGCGCUGCUAGCGCUGCGACUAUUGCCGAAGAUGGUGCGGUCGGGGAGGGAGAACCCGGGGUGGAGGCCGCACCUGGUGAUUGUUGCGUCGGAGGUGCAUCGGUGGGGGUCUGUGGCGGCGCAGUAUAACACCUGGCCCACGCAGGCUGAGAAGGGCAUCUUGGCCCAUAUCAAUGAUAGAGCAAAGACGGAGAAAGAUAUGGGGGCGCGGUAUCCGCUGUCGAAGCUGCUGGAUGUUUAUCUAACGAGGGAGAUUGCGAAGAUCACGCCGGUGAAUGAGGGCGGGAAGCCGGCGGUAGUGGUGAAUACGUUGAAUCCGGGGUUUUGCUAUUCGGAGCUGGCGAGGGAGCUGGGGUUGGGAAUGAGGGUGUUGCAGAUGUUCUUUGCGAGGCCGACGGAGAAGGGGAGUAGGACGUUGGUGGAUGCAGCGUGUAAGGGGCCGAGGAGCCAUGGAGGCUACUUGAGUAACUGUGAGAUUGAGACGCCAGCGGAUUGGGUGACGAGUGAGAAUGGACAGGCGACGCAGAAGAGGUUCUGGAACGAGGUUCUGGAUGUCCUAGAGCCAGUGUCGCCGGGGUUGAAGAAUCUGGUAUAUCUGUUUCACUUUCUCGUGAUCUAUCCUUACACUUCAUUUACAAACAUGUACUCAAAAGUUCAGAUAACUCCAGCCCCGAACACCCCUCACAUACUUCCACGGCCGAGUGUCGCUCCAUCACCAAGCACUUGCCACCAUCGUCCCGCAAAGGAAACAAAAGGAUUCUUGAUACGGAUAAGGGCAGCGAUGUUGCAUUUAAAUUUUCCGGCCGUCAAACAUUGUUUCUUUUUCUCUCCAGUCGAGCGGGCCCCACCACUUGACAUGUCCCAGAUGCGUUUCUUUUUGUAUGCCGUUAAUCCGAAAAGACUCGCAACUAAGAGUCGAGUUCAAGGGUUGUCAAGGAUUCCCUCUACUCCUUCUCGCACCAUAGCUAUCCCACUUACGAGUAAUAAGGCUAGGUAUUGUUUAUGGAAUACCAUCAAGAAGAAAGAAGAAACUUGUGCCUACAGCAUUGGCGCCAGAGUUGGCGCCUGUGUUUCUCAAACCGAGAAAGACAGAACUCGAUCGAUACUUUACGAAGAUAAGCUUGACGUUGUCAGUCUCAGUCUUUCCUCGUCGGCAGUUCUACAGGAAGGCUCGAUCAAACCUCAGGAAGCGGCUCACAUAUAUCCAAGACAGCAACUACUCCACUCCCCCUCCAAUCCCAGGUACCCCAAGAUCACAAUCGCGACAUUCGCUUCCUCACGUUCAAUCACUCGCUUCCAACACGGCUCAUCCCGCAUGGUUUCCCACCGCUUUAGGAACACCAGUUUCCGAUCACUCCAUUGA
Morchella importuna is the source of this 1773-nucleotide messenger RNA. RefSeq lists its product as uncharacterized. Lineage: Eukaryota; Fungi; Ascomycota; Pezizomycetes; Pezizales; Morchellaceae. The coding region runs from base 1 to 1773 and encodes 590 amino acids. The record is from RefSeq and is a predicted model, not a curated record. The transcript is spliced from 16 exons.